CGAGAAAAUAUCCCCCCCCCCUCCCGAGGACCACAAAACUCUUACCUCUUCGCUUCCAGUUCAAAACCUCUCUCCUCUCUCUCUCUCUGUACCCCUGAAGCCAUGCUCGAAGCAUCGGUGACCGGUGCGCCGUCGAUCUGGGCGACCAUGAACAGCUGGUUAACGCCCAGCGUCUUCUUCGUGCUCCUCAACCUCAUGAUUGGCACCAUUUUCAUCAUCUCCAGCCUCAGCCCCCACAAGCCCAAGGAGGGAGAAGAACAGGAGCCACACCAGCAGCAGCAUCUGCAGCAGCAGCAGCAUUAUUACGAAGAGAGCCCAAGAUCCCAGCAGCUCCCCAGAUCUCCAUCCGUGCUGCAGAGGCUCAAGUCCAUUCGCUUUUACAACUUAAGAUCCCAAGAACCCGACACCCAUUUCGGCAGAGCCCCUGAAGUGGAGACCCAUUAUGGGUUCUCGCAGCAAAGUCCCGAGCUUGAGCGAGAACAAGAGCGGGGAAGCGAAAAGGCGACGCCUUUCUUGGCCAGAUCUACUUCCGUGCUGGAGAGGCUCAAGUCCUUCGACCUCUACCGAUAUGUGUCCCGAGAAGGCUUCUUUUCGCCGACCCACGGCAGCUCUGAGCAACCCCUGAGGCGAGAACAACAGGGAGCCCAAGACGAGGAGGAAGAACAAGUUGACCCGGCUGGAGAUGAAGAACUAGAAGAGCCGGAACUGGAAGAUGUUGAAGAAGAAGAGGAAGAGGAAGAGGAAGAGGAAGAGGACGAGCAGAGCUUCGACGACGUGUACAGUCAGCUGAAGGAGAACCAUGUCGAGAGGACCAAGUCCGACGCCAAGCCAGCAUCGGGCGAGAUUCUGGCUAAGCUCCCGAGGAAGAUGAGGAAGUCCGCGAGCGUGAAGUCCGCCUUCGCGCACUUCGAACCCGACGACGCCGUGGAGGCGCGCCGGCCGGCGACGGUGAGGGAAGGGAAGGGCAAGUCGGGCGGCCACCCCGAGGCGGCGGACGAGGAGGUCGACGCGAAGGCCGACGACUUCAUCAACAGGUUCAAGAACCAGCUGAAGCUGCAGAGGCUGGACUCCUUCACGAGGUACAGGGAGAUGAUCACCAGAGGGAGCAGCAGGUAAGGGGGAGAGAAGCCGUGUACUUUUUCCUUUUGUCGGGGGCGGUGCUAGUUUUUACAGUCUGUAUUUUAGGGGGUACAUGGAUGGAAUUCGGGCGAUCUUUAGGGCGGUGGUGUUCCUUUCCAUGGGGGUGUAGAUUGAAGUUUGAUCAUCGUGGCGGUACCGGUUGUUGAACUUUUCCCGUUCGAGGAUAAAAUGAAAAUAGGCGCUUACAUCGGCAGCUUUUUCUU
This is a messenger RNA of Eucalyptus grandis, 1343 nucleotides long. Its product is annotated as pathogen-associated molecular patterns-induced protein A70. NCBI's taxonomy places the organism in Eukaryota, Viridiplantae, Streptophyta, Magnoliopsida, Myrtales, Myrtaceae. Bases 103 to 1116 code for a protein of 337 amino acids. The record is from RefSeq and is a predicted model, not a curated record. The transcript has a single exon.